Molecule: messenger RNA, 2394 nt
Organism: Magallana angulata
Lineage: Eukaryota; Metazoa; Mollusca; Bivalvia; Ostreida; Ostreidae
Exons: 8
Coding region: 131-1621 (496 amino acids)
Biological process (GO): toll-like receptor signaling pathway; immune response
Cellular component (GO): membrane
Molecular function (GO): transmembrane signaling receptor activity
Source: RefSeq, a predicted model, not a curated record
AAUUCAUCGACUAUGUGUAAAGCGCUUUGAAUAAAUAAUGGAAAGUUCUUGUUUAUUCAUGGUUUUGCGGCAUUGAAAUAUUUUCUUCCGGAGUUUCCUUUUCUUUUAACCCACCUUUAUAUUUUUGAAAAUGGCUGAAGAAUGCUCGCCUUUACUAUCGACAUCGCUUGAAGCCGACGCAGUAGAAGAAAUACACCUUAUGUCGGUGUCGCCAAACUCGGAUCCAAAUGAAACAGAUGUGAAAACAAUUGUUGUUAACAAUUUCGAGGAAAGAAUUUCAAAUGAAACAGAAGUAAAAACAGUCGCAGUUUACGAAGAUAGGGAUGAAGUCGUAACAAGUGAUACCACACUUCUCCCUCCUGGGAAAGAGUACCAUCUAUUUAUGUCUUAUAGUUCUGAGGACAGGGAUGAUGCCAACACUAUUCGUCAACACUUAGAAGAACGAUUUUAUCUCAAGUGUUUGUAUUACGAACGGGACUUCCAAAUUGGGAAGAACAUUGACGAAAACAUCACAGAUGGACUGCAGAAGAGUGUGAAAGCCUUGAUACUUCUCAGUCCCUUCUACAUACUAAGUCAUUAUUGUGUAACUGAGGCCAGGGAAGCGUGUAAGCUUUCGUUUACUGAUAUGGAGAACCAUAAUGUUAUUCCCGUUCUUCUCAGACCGCUACCCAAAGACUUACCCCCGUUCCUGAAUUCAUACGUUUACAUAGAUGCCCAAAGAGAGAUGGAUGUUGCUGGGAAAAUAUAUGAAGCUUUCAAUCAGCCAGGGUUUCUGGAUCCGCUACAGAUGAGCAAAUCUGGCCUUCAAUGCAAUGGUACACUUCUUUUUCGAAAAGUGGGUUCUAGAGCAAAGUAUUUGGACCAUGGCUUGGUAUAUAGAUUUUCACCUUUAGAGCCGUAUGAAGAGGAAAAAAUCUCUCAAAAUGGCAUGGAUCAGGAUGCGUGCAGGAAUCACUACAACACGAUAACAAAGGCUCUAAAUAACAAAUUCCUUUUCCAAAACUAUCCGGUCUUCUCGUCCGUAAAAUGGCGCUGUUUGCUGUUGUGUAUUCUUACCACAGCAUUCUGUUUCAUUUGGAUGGCUUCAUAUAUACUGAGCGCAACAUACGGUAGUCCUCUGAAAGAUUCAAAUUAUGCAAUGAUCAACUUUAUUGUUGGACUUCCGCUUCUGGGCUUUAUUUGUCCAUUUGGACUACUAAUAAUUUAUGGAUGCAGAAGAAAGCUCUCUACAAACAUCCACCACCUGAUUCUUCGACACAACUUAAUAUUCUUCAGACUCAGCAAAUGUCUCGUAUAUUUCGAUCAAUCUACUUUGACUAAACCUACACUUCAUGUCUUCAGAUACGAUAUCGCUGAUUGUGAGGAUUUUCUUUUGACUGCACUGAGCAAAUACAGGGAAGAUACUUUACAUGGGGAUUGUAGUAAUAACAAGGAAAUAGUCAAAGAGUUGAUUCAUCAAAAACUAGCGGAACUUCAGAGUACUCAAGCUUUAAUCAAGUGGACACUUUUACGAGAGAGUUCAGUGAAUCGUCAUCGGACCAGCAACAACAGAGCGUGCAUCUGUGAGAUGUUGGAGGAUCAUGUUAACAAAACGUACGGGCCUGUGGUGAUCCAAGUGUAAUGUACCGCAUUCAAGUAUAUGUUUCAUUCAUCACUGAGAUUAUAAAGUAAAGGAAGUAUUAAAGGAAUGAUCGGCAUGUGAUAUUAUUGGUCAGCUCUGUGAAUGUAAUACGAAAGCAUUAUGCUACAUGCAAAAACUAUAAUUGUUGAUUUUCGAAAUAGCAAGGCAUGAAUAAGCUUUAAAAAAUAUUCUUAAAUAUAUGUGAAGAAAACGUGAUUUUAAUCAUUUUACAGGUAACUGUAUAAAUGUUUUAUUUUCAAGGCAAACGGAGAAGAUCAUAAUUAAAGAUUCAAAUGAGGUUGUCAUUUCAUAGUAAAUAAAAGUAAAUACAAUUUUUUAAGGCACAGUGCGUGUGCAGAUUGGAAAAUUUGCCGGUUGCCUUUUAUAGACACAACUGUGAUUGGCCGAAGCCGAUCACAAAAAGAAACAUGCUUCUGGUUUGGUUUAAAGAAAAUUAAGGGUGUUUUAAACAUACAUUGUACUUUUAAAAAAUAAUAUAGAGUAUAUGUACUUGCACAUACAAAUUUACAUGCUUGCGUUAAUAAAGAAGAAAAUAUCAUGUCUUUAACCCAAUGUUGAUUUUUCCAUUUAUAUUUUAUAUAUUAUAGUAAGUGUUAUGUAUGUUAAUGGUGAUCUGGAGGAUCAUUUUUAGCAGUGUGCGUUUUUCUAAAAAAAAAAAUCCUGUAAAAGCGAAAAAUAUCAACUAGCCUUUACACUUUUUAUAGAAAACGUAAAAUAAUAUUACUGAUCAUUAGGGAUGAUGUUGUUUAUUU